AUGACGAUACCAAUGAGGUUCCUAUCAAAGAUGGGUAUUUAUAAGUUCCAAAUUCAACAAGUUUCCAUUAUUGUAAGGCUAGUAGAUUGUGAUGCUUUAGUUGCCACAGGCCUUUUAGAGUUAAGGUCUGUGAUUGGAACCACUAGUGCUGUUGGGCUGACCCUCAAGUACAAUCCCAAUUACGAUGAACUCACAAUGUUGCAAUUUUGUGUCAGAAAUCAUUUCCUCGUACUUCAAUUGUAUCACUUGGAUUCAAUUCCACAGUGCUUAAAGGAUUUUCUUGGUGACCCAGAAAUUUGUUUUGUGGGUAAUGGCGGUUUGAGAAGUGGACUUUCUGAUCUGAAUUCUCAUUAUGAAAUAGAAUGCAAGAGCGGUAUUGAAGCGAGUGAGUUGACUGCUAAGAUUCUUAAGAAGCCUAAUCUUUUAGGGGUUGGGUUAGCAAGAUUAGCCGAUGAGGUUGGAAUUCCUUGCGUGGAAUCGCCAAGUUUGGGUAGUUUUGAUUGGGGUGCUAAGGUUUUCUCCGAUGAAAAAAUCAAGUAUGCUAUUCAAGAUGUUUAUGCAUGUUCUCUGAUUGGAAGCAAGCUGUUGGGAAUGCUUUAA
Molecule: messenger RNA, 600 nt
Organism: Camellia sinensis
Lineage: Eukaryota; Viridiplantae; Streptophyta; Magnoliopsida; Ericales; Theaceae
Biological process (GO): nucleobase-containing compound metabolic process
Cellular component (GO): nucleus; cytoplasm
Molecular function (GO): nucleic acid binding; 3'-5' exonuclease activity
Source: RefSeq, a predicted model, not a curated record